AUGGCCUCUGCGGCUAAUUCUUGGAGCUUUGAACGUAUGCCUUAUGGGAUAUUGAGUCCGAUGGUCCAACAUGCCUAUUCCCCGGCAGAACGACUUCUUCGCCAGUCCUAUGCUCCCACGAAUCGCGAAUUAGCAGAUUUUAGCAGUUAUCCACGUUGCGAAGUGACGGACAAUGAUGAGAAGUUUGAACUUGCUAUUGCCGUUCCGGGUAUUGAUUCUAAGAACAUCGAUGUCAGUGUCAACGACAACAUUCUUUCAAUCCAAGGUCACCAAGAAUCCAAGAGUGGGACGUAUAGCUUCACAUCUACAUUUUCUCAGAGCUACACGCUAGAUCCGACUGUUGAGAGCGACAAGGUCAACGCAAACCUCAACAACGGAAUACUCGUUAUUUCGGGCCCCAAAGACUUGGAAAAGCUAGGGAGGCGAGUUCGAAAGAUUCCUAUUUUGACCGAUAGCUCUAGCCUUGUUCAAAGCGGUGAGCAAACAUCUGAUGUGGCACAGGAUCACAAAGAAAUCAAGAUUGCAACGAACGACGACACCAAAUAG
Phaeodactylum tricornutum CCAP 1055/1 is the source of this 546-nucleotide messenger RNA. It is a transcript of the gene HSP20C, whose product is annotated as heat shock protein Hsp20. The record is from RefSeq and is a predicted model, not a curated record. The transcript has a single exon. Gene Ontology annotation, biological process: response to heat. The coding region runs from base 1 to 546 and encodes 181 amino acids. Lineage: Eukaryota; Bacillariophyta; Bacillariophyceae; Surirellales; Neidiaceae.